ACUGCGCUCUGAAGUUUAAAGAGCAGCGAGGAGCCUGUGCCGUAGGCAGGGACAAUGGAAGAAAAUGAAAGCCAGAAAUGUGAGCCGAGCCUCCCUUACUCAGCAGACAGCAGGCAGAAGCAGGAUCAAGGAAAAGGCAAUCUACAUGUGACAUCAUUAGAAGAUGCAGAAUGUCGCAGAACCAAGGAACGCCUUUCUAAUGGGAACAGUCGCGUCUCCAUUUCCAAGUCUUCCCGCAACAUCCCGAGGAGACACACUCUAGGGGGGCCCCGAAGUUCCAAAGAGAUACUGGGAAUGCAAACAUCUGAGAUGGACAGGAAGAGAGAAGCUUUCCUCGAACAUCUGAAGCAGAAGUACCCUCAUCAUGCCACUGCGAUCAUGGGCCACCAAGAGAGGCUGAGAGACCAGGCUUUGCAGUGCAUGCUGAUCUCUCUUCAGGCAGAACUUGACAUUCAAAGGUACUUGAUGAAAAUUGAAUCAUCUCAGCGAACAAGAAGCCCCAAGCUGUCCCACAGUCCCCAACCUCCCAAUUUGGGCGACCCAGUAGAGCAUUUGUCAGAGACGUCUGGUGAUUCUUUGGAAGCCAUGUCUGACGGAGAAGCUCCAAGUCCUUUCUCCAGGGGCAGCCGAACUCGAGUGAGUCUUCCAGUGGUGAGGUCCACCAACCAGACGAAAGAAAGAUCUCUGGGGGUUCUCUAUCUCCAGUACGGGGAUGAAACCAAGCAGCUCAGGAUGCCGAAUGAAAUCACAAGUGCAGACACAAUCCGUGCCCUCUUCGUAAGUGCCUUUCCCCAGCAGCUCACCAUGAAGAUGCUAGAGUCGCCCAGUGUCGCCAUUUACAUCAAAGACGAAAGCAGAAAUGUCUAUUACGAACUUAACGAUGUAAGGAACAUUCAGGACAGAUCGCUCCUCAAAGUCUACAAUAAGGACCCCGCGCAUGCGUUCAAUCACACACCGAAAACUGUGAAUGGGGACAUGAGGAUGCAGAGAGAAAUUAUUUAUGCAAGAGGAGAUGGCCCCGGUGCCUCUCGACCCGGAUCCACAGCUCAUCCACCCCAUGCCAUCCCAAAUUCUCCGCCAUCCACUCCCGUGCCCCAUUCCAUGCCUCCUUCUCCAUCCAGAAUUCCUUAUGGGGGCACCCGCCCAAUGGUUGUUCCUGGCAAUGCCACCAUCCCCAGAGAUAGACUCUCCAGCCUGCCCGUCUCCAGAUCCAUCUCCCCCAGCCCAAGUGCCAUCUUGGAAAGAAGAGAUGUGAAGCCAGAUGAAGACAUGAGUGGCAAGAACAUUGCAAUGUACCGAAACGAGGGCUUCUAUACCGAUCCCUACCUUUAUCACGAGGGACGGAUGAGCAUAGCCUCUUCCCACGGUGGGCACCCGCUGGACGUCCCUGAUCACAUCAUUGCUUAUCACCGCACGGCAAUUCGCUCAGCGAGUGCAUACUGCAACCCUUCUUUGCAAGCAGAAAUGCAUAUGGAGCAGUCUCUGUACAGACAGAAAGCAAGGAAGUACCCAGAUAGCCACUUGCCUACCCUGGGCUCCAAAACGCCCCCUGCCUCUCCGCACCGAGUCAGUGACCUGAGAAUGGUAGACAUGCAUGCCCACCAUAAUGCCCAUGGGCCCCCUCACACUCUGCAGCCAGAUCGGGCCUCUCCAAGCCGCCAGGCCUUCAAAAAGGAGCCCGGCACUUUGGUGUAUAUUGAAAAGCCACGGACCACUCCAGGAUUAUCCAGCAUCGUGGACUUCGGCCCACCUCUAGUUGAGAAGCAAGUGUUUGCUUACAGCACUGCUACAAUACCCAAAGACAGAGAGACCAGAGAGAGGAUGCAAGCCAUGGAGAAACAGAUUGCCAGUUUAACUGGUCUUGUUCAGUCUGCGCUUUUUAAAGGGCCCAUUACGAGUAAUAGCAAAGAGGCAUCUAGUGAGAAAAUGAUGAAAUCCACGGCCAGUAAGAGCCACGCAGAUGGUGUGGGAGCGCUCCACGUUUCCGGGGGAAGGACUGUCAGCGCGCUCGAGUCCUCGGGACCGCCUAGCCAGCCCCUGCCCGCCAGCACCUCGGCCGUGCACAUGAGCCUGCUCGACAUGAGGCGGAGUGUGGCCGAACUUAAGUUCCAGCUCCAACAGAUGCGACAGCUGCAGCUGCAGAACCAGGAGCUGCUGAGGGCGAUGAUGAAGAAGGCUGAGCUAGAAAUCAGCGGCAAAGUGAUUGAAACCAUGAAGAGGCUGGAGGACCCCGUGCAGCGACAGCGCGUCCUGGUGGAGCAAGAGAGACAAAAAUACCUGCACGAAGAGGAGAAGAUCGUCAGAAAGCUGUGCGAGCUGGAAGACUUUGUGGAAGACUUGAAGAAGGACACUACAUCGGCUGCCCGAGUGGUCACUCUAAAAGACGUGGAAGAUGGGGCUUUCCUCCUGCGACAGGUGGGAGAAGCCGUAGCCACCCUGAAAGGAGAAUUUCCCACCUUACAAAACAAGAUGCGAGCCAUCUUGCGCAUCGAAGUCGAGGCUGUGCGGUUUCUGAAGGAGGAGCCCCACCGACUGGACAGCCUCCUGCAGAGAGUACGGAGCAUGACCGACACCCUGACCGUGCUGCGGAGACAUGUCACCGAUGGACUCUUGAAAGGUACAGAUGCAGCCCAGGCCGCCCAGUACGUCGCCAUGGAAAAGGCCACGGCCGCGGAGGUCCUGAAGAGCCAGGAGGAGGCCCCCCACCCCUCAGGCCAGCCCCCGCACGGCGCAGGAGUGCCCAGCGACAUGAAGUCCGAGGUGGUGCCCUUGACCGUUCACCAUGCGCAGAGCUCCCCAGUGGUCAUCCAGCCCUCCCAGCUCUCCGGCGCCCUGCUCAACCCCGCCCAGCACUUGCCGGGGGGCUCUGGCCCUCACCCCGCCGGCCCUUCGGCCACCACGCAGGAGGCGCCCUCAGCCCUGCAGUCGGCACCGGCUCCGCAGUCCCCACACACGCCCGUGAACGGCUCUGCCAUGCAGAGCCUGCUCAUUGAGGAGCUGCACAGCGCGGGCGCCAAGAGCAGGGCCGUGUCCAUUGAGAAAGCAGAGAGGAAAUGGGAAGAGAAAAGGCAAAACCUGGACCACUAUAAUGGGAAAGAGUUCGAGAAGCUACUGGAAGAAGCCCAGGCCAACAUCAUGAAGUCCAUUCCAAACCUGGAGAUUCCGCCAGCCUUGGGCCCACAACCAAAGGGCGAUGGUCCGGCAGACAAGCUGGAACCGUCAGACUCUCCAAGCUCAGAACAAGACUUGGACAAGCUGGGGGGUAAGUCCCCUCCUCCUCCUCCCCCACCACCACGGCGGAGCUACCUGCCAGGAUCCGGGCUCACUACCACGAGGUCCGGUGAUGUGGUCUACACCAGCAGGAAGGAGAACACCACCACUAAGACAAGCAGUGAAGAGGCUGGACCAAGCCCCCAGGCUAGAGCCACUAAAUGUCCUACAGAGGAGCCGACUUCCGCCUGGACUCCAUCCCCACCGCCAGUCACUACCUCCUCAAAGGAUGAGGAGGAAGAAGAAGAAGGAGACAAAAUAAUGGCAGAACUCCAGGCAUUCCAGAAGUGUUCCUUUAUGGAUGUAAAUUCAAACAGUCACGCUGAGCAGUCCCGGGCUGACAGUCACGUUAAAGACACUAGGCCGGGGGCCACAGGCCCACCCAAGGAGAAGAAGAAUUUGGAAUUUUUCCACGAAGACGUCCGGAAAUCUGACGUCGAAUAUGAAAACGGCCCCCAAAUGGAAUCCCCAAAGGUUCCUGCAGGGGCUCUCACACCUCUUGACCAUCCUAAGUGGGAAAUAGCAAUGGAGAAUAGUCUUUCUGAUGCAGCAAGAACAUCAGAGUAUAAAACAGACAUCCCAAAGAAGGAAAGUUCCAUAUCUAACAAACUUUUGUUUAGAGACAGUAGAAACUAUACCCAGAAAAAUGUGUCCAACGUCAAUCCCAGUUACUCUGGCCUUUGUUCAUUAGCUGAAAUAAACAAAGGACCCUGGAGCUCAGGACCGCAGUUCCCUGUAUCUGACACUGAGAAUCAGAAGAUGAAUUAUGGGAAGACAAAGGAGUUGAGACUAGAAAGGCAGGAAAACAUGGAUAGGUGCGACCUUGCCUCUCCCACUAGGUCAGCUGAAUUGAGCAUGGGUGAUGUCAGAACUCAAGACCAAGAGGUUCACAUGACACAGUUCAGCCAGGUUGUUCUAAGACCCAAGGGGGCCCGGCAUGCUUGCGUGAACCCCAGUGAGGAUGGAGAGUCAACGCCAAGUUCUCCAACUGAAGAAAACGUAACCGCCGACAACAUCGCCUUCAUGAUCACCAAAACCGCCGUCCAGGUGCUCUCCAGCGGGGAGGUCCGUGACAUAGUGAACAAACAGGGGGAAGAUGUACAGACGGUUAACAUUGACGCCAAAAAAGACACAGCGUCCCGACGGGAAGGAGGUGAAAACGAAGAGCCAGUCGUGUGCCUGGACAAGAAGCCAGUCAUCAUCAUUUUUGACGAGCCCAUGGACAUCCGGUCUGCAUAUAAGAGACUUUCAACCAUAUUUGAGGAAUGCGAUGAGGAAUUAGAGAGGAUGAUGAGAGAGGAAAAGAUAGAGGAGGAGGAAGAGGAGGAAAACGGAGACCCUGCACUCCAGAAUAACACUUCCCACAAGUUCCAUGAGAAGGUUGCGUCCAGCAGCGCUGGGUCGGGGUGGCAGGCUGACGGUAAAUUACAGCCACACCGCCUUUCACCAGAGGCCGAACCACGAGGACAGGAAAUGAGCAAGAAUGAGCUGAGCAAGUUGAGCCAGGCAGAUUCCCCAAGUGCAGAAGGCAAGGGUGACAUGACUGACGACCAGUUUGAAAGCCCGAAGAAAAAGUUUAAAUUCAAAUUCCCUAAGAAGCAACUGGCUGCUCUCACCCAGGCAAUCCGCACAGGCACCAAGACCGGGAAGAAGACGCUGCAGGUGGUUGUGUACGAGGAGGAGGAGGAGGACGGAGCCCUGAAGCAGCACAAGGAAGCCAAGCGAUUUGAAAUCACGAGGUCCCAACCUGAAGACGCCCCCAAGAGUAUGCUCCGGAGACCAGAGCCGCCCAGUCCAGAGAAUACGUCUCUGAUGUGUUCCAGAACUGAUGAAAUCCGAAAAAAUACCUACAGGACGCUGGACAGCCUGGAGCAGACCAUCAAACAGCUUGAAACCACAAUCAGUGAAAUGAGUCCAAAAGCCCUGGUGGACGCGUCCUGCUCUCCCAACAGAGAUUCUGUUGCAAGCUCACCCCACGUAGCCCAAGAGGCCUCUCCCCGCUCCCCGCUAGUUCUGGAUGAAGCCCCCAGUGCCCUAGAGCCCCCCUCGUCCGUACCUUCAGCUUCACGUAAGGGCGCCCCUGGGACCCCGCAGACGAGCAGGAUGCCAGUCCCCAUGAGUUCCAAGAACAGACCCGGAAGCCUGGACAAGCCUGGCAAGCCGUCCAAACUGCAGGACCCCCGCCAAUACCGUCAGGCUAAUGGAAGUGCUAAGAAAGCUGGUGGGGACUGUAAGCCUACUUGCCCCUCCUUACCUGCUUCUAAGAUUCCAGCCCUUUCUCCCAGCUCUGGGAAAAGCAGUUCUCUGCCCUCUUCUAGUGGUGACGGCUCUAGCUUGCCUGUUCCACCUGCUACUAAACCACCGGUUACUUCUAACCCUCUCAGCCCCCAGACAGGACGGCCUGCUCCCUCUGCCUCCCUCAUCCCCUCUGUCUCUAAUGGCUCCUUAAAGUUUCAGAGCCCCACUCAUACAGGGAAAGGUCACCAUCUCUCAUUCUCACUGCAGACUCAAAACGGCCGAGCAGCCCCUUCCCCCUCCUCCUCCUCCUCCUCCCCGCCCUCCCCCGCCUCCCCCACUUCACUGAAUCAAGGUGCCAAGAGCAUCAGGACCAUCCACACUCCUGGCCUCACCAGCUACAAGGCACAGAACGGAAGUUCAAGCAAAGCCACCCCGUCCACAGCAAAGGAGACCUCUUAAAGGCCAAAUCCUGUUAGGUCCAAGUUGGAGUUACCUUUAAAAAAAACCACACACACCAUUUUUUUCCAACAGUCUGCAACAACUGUUUUCCAAAGUGAAUGUAACGUACGUACUGUUUGAGGCUUACCGCUAAGUAUGUGCUAAAUACUGGAUUAAUAGAUGUCAGUAAAGCUUGUUUGUUCUCUUUGUUGCUGUUGUAAUUACAUAGUGUUUACUGUCUGUAUCCAGUACCUGUCAAAUGAAGUAAGCAUGUGUUCCGAAAAGAGCGGCUGGCAGGAGAGAGGGGCGCGUGCGAGACGGGGAGAAAAACGUAUUCAGCAUGUAAACCAUGUAUGACUCCAGAAUUUUAGUAUGUUUUGUACAAAAAUAUUUUUCAUUACGGAGACUAGACAUGAAACAGAGAAAUACACAAGCGUGACUAUACAAAUUAUAAAACAGAUACCUAUAAUAUUUCCUUUUAUUUUGGUGUUAUUUAGCUUUAUUACAGAUUUCUAUUUUUGUCAGAAUGUCAUGGUUCCUUUCAAGAUCUUUUUUGCCAAAAACAUUUUGAUACUAUAGCAUUGUACAUUUGAAAGUAGCGUGCUAGACACAAAGCCAGUGACCUAAUAUGCGGGCCGACACGAGGCCUCUGUAGAAAGCAGUUUACCAACCCUGUGGCACUGCCGCGAAAACCGUGUAUAAUAAUUUGCAGCCCAAGCAAGCCAGUUUCCUUUGCUUCUCUUUUUUCCUUUCGCUUGUUUCUUUCUCUUAACAUAUUGGGAUUCUCUGGUUGUUUCCUUUCCAGGAUCCAAACCCUUCCUUUGUUUCCUGAGACCUGCUAACCCACACGAUUGCAUUGUGGAUUUUAACAUGUUCUCUUCUGCACCGUUCCAUAAACCGAUCGACUUUUGUACAUAUAUAAAUAGACAUCAGAAAUACCGUAUGUGGCAGCACAGAGUAGUUUUCCCACACCAAAGUUAAUUUUUAUGCAUGCUUCAAAAAUAGAUCUUGGGACGGGCAGAAAUGGGGGACACCCAUACAUUUUUAAAAAGCAAUGCGUUUGCACAGCUAGAGUGUUUUUGUAAAUAAAUGUAUUUGUACAACACAGUCAUGUAAUAUACAGAACUAUAAGUAGAGACUUUGCGAAACUAAAUAAAGGGCUGCAUGCUUACUAUUUUU
Messenger RNA from Suricata suricatta (meerkat), 7125 nucleotides. Its product is annotated as KIAA1217 ortholog. Lineage: Eukaryota; Metazoa; Chordata; Mammalia; Carnivora; Herpestidae. The record is from RefSeq and is a predicted model, not a curated record. Bases 55 to 5967 code for a protein of 1970 amino acids. Gene Ontology annotation, cellular component: cytoplasm. The transcript is spliced from 22 exons.